Messenger RNA from Sphaerodactylus townsendi, 4134 nucleotides. Its product is annotated as cytochrome P450 2U1. The transcript is spliced from 5 exons. The record is from RefSeq and is a predicted model, not a curated record. Gene Ontology annotation, cellular component: intracellular membrane-bounded organelle; cytoplasm. Lineage: Eukaryota; Metazoa; Chordata; Lepidosauria; Squamata; Sphaerodactylidae. Gene Ontology annotation, molecular function: iron ion binding; heme binding; oxidoreductase activity, acting on paired donors, with incorporation or reduction of molecular oxygen, reduced flavin or flavoprotein as one donor, and incorporation of one atom of oxygen. Gene Ontology annotation, biological process: xenobiotic metabolic process. The coding region runs from base 119 to 1735 and encodes 538 amino acids.
AUCGGGGGUGGCUUAUUUGUGCCCAGGCAGGGCGCCCUGGAUGUAGCUGGCGCCCGGGGACAAAGGGGAGGCGGCGGGCGGGCGCUGCGGGCGGCUUCGGGGGCACGCAAGGAGCAUCAUGGCGAGCGUGGUGGAGGAGCAGCGCCCGGCGCCUUCGGCUUGGCUGCCCGUCCUGGUGCAGGAUCCCGUUAGCUCGGCGCUGCUGGCCGCCGUGGCGCUGGCGCUGUGGCUGGGCUGGCUGCUGGGCCGCCGGCCGCCGCAGAGGCUCCCGCCGGGGCCGCAGCCUUGGCCCGUGGUCGGCAAUUUCGGUUCCGCCUUCCUGCCCGACCUGCUGGGGCGCUUGCGGCUGCAAAUCUCCGGCAAGCUGCAUUUCGGCCCGGGCGGCGAGGUGCCGCGGCGCAUCUCGCCGCACCUGCUGCUUACCGGCCUGAGCAAGAUGCACGGCAGCAUCUUCUGCUUCUUCAUGGGCAGGCGGCCCAUCGUCAUCCUCAGCGACUUCGAGGCCGUGCGCGACGCCCUGGUCAACCAGGCCGACGUCUUCAGCGACCGGCCCAACAUGCCCCUGGUGACCCUCAUCACUAAGAAAAAGGGAGUGGUGUUUGCCCCUUAUGGCCCAACAUGGAGAAAACAGAGGAAAUUCUCUCAUUCGACUCUGCGUCAUUUUGGGUUAGGAAAGCACAGCCUGGAGCCUAAAAUCAUUGAGGAAUUCAAGUAUGUGAAGGAAGAGAUUCUGAAACACGGGGAGAAGCAAUUUAACCCCUUCCCUAUUAUCAGCAACGCUGUGUCCAACGUCAUCUGCUCCAUGGCCUUCGGCAGGCGUUUUAAUUACGAUGACAUUGAGUUUAAGACCUUGCUGAGCCUCAUGUCGCGGGGUCUGGAGAUGAGCUUGAACCUCCCCAUCACGCUGGUGAAUCUCUGCCCUUGGUUCUACUACCUCCCUUUUGGCCCCUUUCGAGAAAUGAGGCAAAUUGUGAUUGACAUCACCGCUUUCCUUAAGAAAAUGAUCACCCAGCACAGGGAAAGCCUGGAUCCCCAGAAUCCCCGGGACUUCAUAGACAUGUACCUUCUUCAAGUGGAUGAGGAAAAGAAGACCGAUGGUGAAAGUAGCUUUGACGAAGACUACCUGUUCUAUAUCAUCGGGGACCUUUUCAUUGCAGGCACAGACACUACGACUAACACACUGCUCUGGAGUCUGCUGUACUUAUCACUUCACCCACAAGUGCAAGAAAAAGUCCAAGAAGAAAUUGAUUUAGUCAUUGGCCGGGAUAGGUGUCCUUCCCUUGCUGACAAGGCACGCAUGCCCUUCACGGAAGCCACCAUCAUGGAAGUUCAGAGGAUGACAGUGGUUGUCCCUCUUUCUAUUCCUCGAAUGGCAUCAGAAACUACUGUGCUUCAGGGAUACACUAUUCCUAAGGGUAGUGUAAUCUUCUGUAACUUGUGGUCCGUGCACAGAGAUCCCAAAAUAUGGACGAACCCAGACGAUUUCCACCCUGAACGGUUUCUGGAUGAAAACGGCCAGCUUCUUAAAAAGGAAACAUUCAUCCCUUUUGGAAUCGGAAAACGCGUAUGCAUGGGAGAACAGCUAGCCAAGAUGGAGCUCUUCUUGAUGUUGACGAGCCUCCUGAAAGAUUUCUCUUUCCUGUAUCCAGAGGACAUGAAGAAGCCACCAAUGGAAGGAAGAUUUGGCCUGACCUUGGCUCCCUUUCCAUACAAAAUAAUUGCCUUAAAGAGAUGAAGGCACCCCCGAGGAGAAUGCUGCAUGAAGUUUGUGUUACUUUUACGAAAUUCAGGGCUCUAUAUUAAAUGCACUUCACUAGCAAAAUCAUCAACCCCGAGCAGGGAUGGGGAGCCUGUGGCCCACAGGCUGCCCCGAAUUUAUCAAGCACUUUUCCCUUGGCAUGGGGACUGUUGAAUAAGAAUUGUGAACCUCUUUUGUGAUUGGAGGGGUGGGGUGGGGAUGAAGAUUUUUCUAAUCUUCUUUGUUGCAGAAUGAUGCAUUUUUAGAAAAUGGUGCAGAAACUCUUACUGGUAAGUAGCUUUUUAUAUCGAUUCUAAUGUACAAUGUAAUUUAACAGUGGAUUCAGAAUGAAAAAACAAAAACAAAGUAGGGGUAUAUUUGGAUUUUUUUUUUCAUAUAAGAAUCAUGAACAUCAUUUUAAAAGGACACACGGAGGGUGCCUGCAGACCUACUUUAAAAAGAGGACUCACUGCAGUUUUUCGUCAUCCAGGCUGAGCCUGGCUUCUACCCACUUUCACUGUGAAAAGAACUAAGGUACAAAGGCAGUGACUUGCCCGUCCCACCGUGCUUCGGGCAGGCAGGCUUCUUUGUUUAAGCCACUAGAAUGCAUCAUGUAUUCCAUAUUUGUGAUGGUCUGCCUUUCCCAAUCAGAAACCAUUUUUACAAUAUGGGAACAACUAUGGGUUAUUGACGGCACUGGCUUCAGCCAAUCAGAGCUGGUGCAAUCUGGUGCAAUCACACAGAACAAGCCUUUCUUGAGCUCAGUUUGGGAGAGGAGAUAAAAACAGUUUGGGAGAGGAGAUAAAAACAUUUUCCAGAAAGAGCUUACCGCUCAUAUGAUACACAUUUGUAUGCACUUGAAAUUUAUCUGAUGGAAUUACUUAGAAGUUGAUCAGUUUAUAGUGGUGACACUUGCUUCCCCCCACCCUGCAUUUGAGACUAGCCUGCAAUAUGAAUUUACAGCAGAUCCAUUCUGAACUGAAACAGAUAUAGCCAGCAACUGACCUACAGCAUCUACUCUGAUUAUAUUUGAGGAUCUGCAUACAUGCUAUGGGAAACCAUGUUUACAUGGUUCAAACUGCACUACUAUGAAAACAGGCAGUGUUUCUCUCAGCUCCACACAGUACAAAACGUGCAGAAAGAGAAACCUCACACUUGCUCUUUCUACUGUGCCGCUGUGCCUGGCAUAAAUCCUGUCUGCAUGUUCUCAAUUGCCUUUCUUUCUUCUGUCUUCAGUAAGAAUGUUACAAAAGGUAGUGCUCAUAACUACCCUGUUUCCCCGAAAAUAAAACAUAGUAGAGGUUUUGCUGAAGUGCUAAAUAUAAAGCAUCCCCCGAAAGUAAGACGUGGCAAAGUUUUUGUUUGGAAGCAUGCCCAUCGACCAGAGCAUGCAGCUGUGGAGCGGAAAAAUAAGACAUCCCCUGAAAAUAAGACAUAGUACGUCUUUGGGAGCAAAAAUUAAUAUAAGACACUGUCUUAUUUUCAGGGAAACAGGGUACAGCUAGCUUAUUUUCCGUGUUCAUGGAUUUUGUAGGCAGGCUCACAGCUUGAUCGAACUACUCAACGUGGUGGCAAUGUGUGGCUGCAUGUUCUUGUGGAAGGUGAAAUAAUUUCCAUCAGGGCCAUCUAGGAAUAUGAGAGGGCAAGAAGCCAUUUGAACGCACACAUCUCAUACACUCACAUAUCCUAGGAAGGAAAUGUCACUGCCAAAACCUUGGGCUGGCCUUCUUGGCAGGGAAGAACCCACUGCAAUGUAAAUACAGCAUUCCAUUUCUAAUUUAUUUCUAGUUAAAGGAGCCUGUGUGCUAAUGCAAAGGAGGUACAAAUCUAUUAAUCAACACUGUGCAGAUUUGAGAUACAGAAAUCUUGCAUUGUGGAGAAGCCUGGAGGGUUGCGGCAGGGGAGGGCUGAAAGUUCUGGGAUGACACCUGAAAGACUGAAACAUUCAAGAGAAAAGUUGAAAAUUGCACUUCUGAUUUUCCGCUCAAUACUGUUAAACAAAUCAGACCAAGAAGCAAACUGCACUGCAAAGCUGACAGUGCAACUUUGUAUGGCAUGUACACCUCUUAUAAUAAGGCACCAUUUUUAAAUGAUGCACUUUAUCAUUUUUGUCCAGGAUCCAAAGACGUAUAUUUCUACCUUAGGAGGCAUGAAAGGCCUCACAAAUGAUCUGUGUAGGUUGCCUGUAUUGUGCUGAUGUUUAUUCUGCCUGUUCUCCCCCACCCCCACGAAUGCCUUGUGUAGAAUUUUAAGAUGUAAGAUGUCAUUACCAUUUGAAACUACCAUUUGAGACUAUUGCUACUUUGAAAAUGUGCCUCUACUUCUACAUACAACCUGAGAAUCUGCUUCUCAGUGUGAAUCUCUUUGUCUAAAUAAACUUUUUAUUUUGAAAGCUU